Molecule: messenger RNA, 1842 nt
Organism: Myodes glareolus (Bank vole)
Lineage: Eukaryota; Metazoa; Chordata; Mammalia; Rodentia; Cricetidae
Gene: Syt9
Product: synaptotagmin 9
Biological process (GO): calcium-ion regulated exocytosis
Cellular component (GO): exocytic vesicle; dense core granule; plasma membrane
Molecular function (GO): calcium-dependent phospholipid binding; calcium ion binding; phosphatidylserine binding
Source: RefSeq, a predicted model, not a curated record
GCGGAGGCUCUGAGCUGGCAGGCGAAGGGCUUUCUCCCGCGCCCGCCUGCCCGGCGCGGUCCGAGGAUGCGGGGGGGCGAUGCCCGGGGCCAGGGACGCGCUCUGUCACCAGGCGCUGCAGCUGCUGGCCGAGCUCUGUGCCCGAGGGGCCCUGGAGCACGACAGCUGCCAAGAUUUCAUCUACCACCUGCGGGACCGUGCUAGACCCCGGCUCCGAGACCCAGAUAUCUCUGUGAGCCUGCUAACCCUUGUGGUUACCGCCUGUGGUCUUGCCCUCUUUGGUGUCUCCCUCUUCGUGUCUUGGAAACUGUGCUGGGUUCCAUGGCGAGAGCGAGGCCUGUUCUCUGGUGGCAAAGACAACAACCAAGAGCCUCUUAACUACACAGACACAGAGACCAAUGAGCAGGAGAACAGCGAGGACUUCCUAGACCCACCCACACCCUGCCCUGACUCCUCCAUGAAGAUCAGCCACACUUCCCCCGACAUUCCCCUUUCCACCCAGCCAGGUGACCAGGAGAACUGUGCCCAUGCCAUCCGUGUUCAGCGACAAGUCACAGAGCCAACGCCAUCAGCUCGGCACAACUCAAUCCGAAGACAACUCAACCUGUCGAACCCGGACUUUAAUAUCCAGCAGCUUCAGAGGCAAGAGCAGUUGACUGGGAUUGGUAGAAUUAAACCAGAAUUAUAUAAGCAGAGGUCACUGGACAAUGACGACGGGAGGAGGAGUAACAGCAAAGCUUGUGGGAAACUGAACUUCAUUUUAAAAUAUGACUGUGACUUGGAACAGCUUAUCGUGAAGAUACACAAAGCCGUCAAUCUGCCUGCCAAGGACUUCUCUGGGACUUCAGAUCCUUAUGUCAAGAUCUACCUGCUUCCUGAUCGGAAAACAAAACACCAGACUAAAGUUCACAGGAAGACCCUGAACCCUGUAUUUGAUGAGGUGUUUUUAUUUCCUGUUCCCUACAAUGACCUUGAAGCACGGAAGCUUCACUUCUCUGUGUAUGACUUUGACAGGUUCUCUCGCCAUGACUUGAUUGGUCAAGUGGUGGUGGACCACUUCUUCGACUUGGCUGAUUUCCCCAGGGAGUGCAUUCUUUGGAAGGAUAUCGAGUAUGUCACUAACGACAAUGUGGAUCUGGGAGAGCUUAUGUUCUCACUCUGCUAUCUCCCAACGGCCGGCAGGCUGACCAUCACCGUGAUAAAAGCAAGGAACUUGAAGGCAAUGGACAUAACGGGAGCAUCAGAUCCAUACGUGAAAGUCUCACUGAUGUGUGACGGCCGGCGACUGAAGAAAAGGAAAACAUCGACCAAGAGGAACACGCUUAAUCCCAUUUACAAUGAAGCCAUAGUCUUUGAUGUCCCUCCUGAAAGCAUUGACCAGAUUCACUUGUCCAUAGCUGUCAUGGACUAUGACCGUGUAGGUCAUAAUGAGGUCAUCGGCGUGUGUCAAGUAGGCAACGAAGCUGAGCGGCUGGGCAGAGAGCACUGGAGUGAAAUGCUGUCUUAUCCUCGGAAGCCUAUUGCACACUGGCACUCUCUGAUGGAGAAACGAUGACUGGGGAUAAGAAGACUGCUUGUGCCAAGGACACAGUUGGACAACUAUGUAACAAAGAUCUUAAGUAACUUUUCCCACCUAGCGACACCCAGAUGAGUCCAGUGAUGAAAUACUCAGCUGUAACCGCAGCAAUAACUGGCCCUCCUUCCAAAUGGGAUUUGGUGAAUCUGAAUGGUCCAUCCACCUGCUUUAGGUGACCCAAGCUGAUGUGCUCUAGGGAAGCUCAUCCCUCACUGUCUGUCAAAAACCAAAUUGGACUCAAGAAGAAAGCAAGUGGCAUAGUGAAA